CUUCAAUUAUAACACCCGCACUGCGAGAUCCUUGUUCUGGCAUAAUCGACGUCGCAAUGCGUUCUAACGCUGCUGUUUCGUUUCUCUUGCUGCUCGUCACUCUUUCCAGCACAGUCCGCUAUCUGCCGGUAGCUCAACAAGAGCCAGAAAUCAAUGAACUAGGAUCCGGAACGGAAACGCAAGACCUCAUCGAUAUCGACUGCCUCAAUGAUCUGCAACUAAGAACUCAGCCUAUUUGCAUCGAGAAAGUCUAUGCUGCAGCCAUGACGUCGCCCAAAAUGUGGGCAGGAUCACACGACCAGCACCUCUUUGCCUUCAGCUACAAGACCAACGGUCCCUAUCUCAAUACCACAGAAUGGCUGCUGCCGCAAAGCAAAGGUCCCUACAAUCUUAUUGCGCAGAAGGGAGAUAUAUGGGAGCUAAACGUAACUAGGGAAGAAAAUGAAACCCUUUGUAUCGAUCGAUGCGAUGUGGGAAACAUGUCCUACCGUGAAAACUCAAACGACGGCUGGCAUAUUGAUACAGCGUUCACUGUUGCUGCAUUCAGCGACGCGCGCUACCGCCUCCUCAGUGCAGACGUCAACGUGAGACAAUGGGUGGAUGGAAAUCGAGGUGAACGGUCCAAGCAGCUUGAUCUCAACAGAAAAGCUGUCGAAACCUGUGAAAGUGCUGCAAGCCAGUGUGUUGACAAACUCUAUGUUUUGUCUGUUAUUUCCGGAAAACAGCCAGAUGGCUUGAACAGGGUGAAAGGGCUCAAACUCAGAGUGUCCAACGGUACAAGCAAUAUAACAGUUAGGCUUCCCAAGCGUCGCGGAGACAUCAAUGAUAAAGGUAUCAGAGCUGAGAUGUGGGAAGUCGAGUCCGAAUCACUGUCGUCUGAAUCUCAGUGUAGGGAAGUCGAGUCCGAAUCACUGUCGUCUGAAUCUCAGUGUAGGGAAGUCGAGUCCGAAUCACUGUCGUCUGAAUCUCAGUGCAUUGAAUUUAAUGGCGUCAAAGAGAUUGCCUUCACAACGACCGCUAAAUACCGCUACUACAGAGUACAGUCGGCAUUCGUGGUCGCUCGGUUGAAUUCGGGCAAGUUUUCUUUACUGGCUGCUUUUGUCGAUCCCAUUUCGUGUACAGAAGUGGAUCGCUUCAACGAACUGCAGUUUGGUCUCUACAAUAACUGUUAGAGAACAAGAGAGCAUGUAUUUGCAGUGUUUUUGAGGUCUGUAGGAACCUUUGUCAGUGUCUGUGUUUGUCCAUGGUAAAAUGUCCAACAAACGUUUAUCAGA
This is a messenger RNA of Corticium candelabrum, 1274 nucleotides long. RefSeq lists its product as uncharacterized. The record is from RefSeq and is a predicted model, not a curated record. Bases 57 to 1172 code for a protein of 371 amino acids. The transcript is spliced from 2 exons. NCBI's taxonomy places the organism in Eukaryota, Metazoa, Porifera, Homoscleromorpha, Homosclerophorida, Plakinidae.